Messenger RNA from Camellia sinensis, 399 nucleotides. The record is from RefSeq and is a predicted model, not a curated record. NCBI's taxonomy places the organism in Eukaryota, Viridiplantae, Streptophyta, Magnoliopsida, Ericales, Theaceae.
AUGGUUGUGGUUUCAUACAGUACAGAAGACAUUGAUGCAGCAGAUGUUGAUAAUGAAUUGGCAAUUGUGAAGUAUGUUGAGGACAUCUACAAGUUCUACAAGUUAACAGAGGGUGAGAGUCAAGUUCACAAUUACAUGGAUUCACAGCCUGAAAUCAAUUCAAAGAUGAGAUCAAUUCUCAUAGACUGGUUGACAGAGGAGGGUGAGGCCAAGAGUGCCCAGCUGAUAGGUCAAGCUAUUACCAAUAAUCCGGCAUUUAUUACCCCAAGGAAGAUUGAAGCUGCUAGAGAAAUUGCACAUACAAUCUCAAAUUCAACCAACAAGGUUUUCUUGACUUCAGAUGAACUGUUGUUGAACCUUCAGGAGACAAACUUGGGGACCUCCACUGGGCAGAAGUAA